This is a messenger RNA of Phytophthora nicotianae INRA-310, 2061 nucleotides long. RefSeq lists its product as hypothetical. Gene Ontology annotation, molecular function: xenobiotic transmembrane transporter activity; antiporter activity. The transcript has a single exon. Lineage: Eukaryota; Oomycota; Peronosporomycetes; Peronosporales; Peronosporaceae. Gene Ontology annotation, cellular component: plasma membrane. The record is from RefSeq and is a predicted model, not a curated record. Gene Ontology annotation, biological process: transmembrane transport. Bases 175 to 1797 code for a protein of 540 amino acids.
UUUCGCUCUGCCAGGCAUCACAGACAGUCAACAAUGCGGGACCUGCUUGGUCAUCAGGAGAUUCGUCUUGGCGAUCUGCUCGAGUGACGUAGCUGGCCGGUGGUCCUCGUCACCGCCUGCGGACCGUAUCACUCUUCUUUCUCGCUCGCCUACGCACAAGCUCCUAGACUGAAGAUGGCGCCCCGCGACGCAACAAGCGAGAAGUCUCCGCUGCUGCCUACCACGGCUGCUUCCAGCUCUAAGGAGCCGGCGGUGGACGUCCAGAAGGAGUUCCUGGGCUUGUCUUCCAUAGCGCUGCAAGUUUCUCUUGCCACCUUCGCGCGUAUCGCGCUGUACUCGAUCGACUAUGCGUUCUUGGGGCAUCUGGGCACGACUGAGCUGGCUGCAGCCUCGCUAGCAUCGGUCUGGACGACAGUACCGCUGCUGACCGUGUGGUCCAGCAUGUCGGCCAUUGUGACGCUCUGUGGACAGGCCUGGGGAGCUGGCAACGCCAAGUUAACUGGUAUCUGGCUGCAAAUGGGGCUGACGCUGGUGACGAUCUGCACUCCUCCGCUGAUGCUGUAUUACUGGUUCGUGGAGUUCGGACUGCGUGCAUCCACAAACGAUGAGGAGGUCGUACGUCUUGGUAUCCGCUUCUCGCGUAUCUUGAUGUUCUCCAUCUGGCCCAACCUCGUGUACGUCUGCUUGCGACUAUACUUCCAAGCUAUGGGAGUGAUGAUGCCUACGACGGUGGUGGGCACACUGUCGAUGGUGGUGUCUGUCACGGCCAACUACUUUUUCAUCUACGGUGCACUCGGCUGGGCUGGUCUUGGAUUCGACGGAUCUGCUGUGGCGACGGUGGCAGCCUCGUGGUUCCAGCCAGCAGCUCUAACCUGGUACUGCAUCAUCUACAAGAAAAUGCAUCUACAGGCUUGGGGUGGCUGGGAUUUUAGCGAAUUCACCCGCGAGCGCAUGACUGUGUUCUACAAUAACUCUGCUCCCGCAGCUGUCAACAGUUUGGUGUCCAAUGUGGCGUCCUCGGCGCUUUCCCUUGUUGCGGCAUGGCUGGGUGCUGAUAUCAUCGCUGCUAACGCUAUUGUAUCGGGUUUCUGGCGCUUACUGUGGGCGCUCUUCUGGGGCUUUGGAUCGGGUACACAGAUCCGUGUCUCCAACUUACUGGGAGCUAACCGACCGAAGGCUGCCAAGACGCUGAGUAUGCUUGGAUUUGGAUGCACCGUUGUCACUGUGACGCUGCUCGCGUUGAUCACGCUUGUGCUCCGCGCCGAUGUGUUUCGACUGUACACUAACGACGGCGACUUGUUAAACGUGUGCGUGUCGGUGCUGCCGAUCUUCAUCGUGGCGUUCAUGGUGGAGGCGACAGAGAUGGUUUUCGCCUCGAUCCUGUCUGCUAUGGGCCAAGUGCAUAUCACUGCGUGGACUAGUACACUGGCAACGUGGCUAGUGGAGCUACCAGCGGCCUACGUGCUUGCUAUCGUAUUGAAAGGCGGCUUUGCGGCUCUAUGGUACUCGAUCUGCCUCAUGGAGCUGCUCAAGUUGGUCGUGUAUGCGGUCGUGUUGCGUCGGAUUGACUUUGCACAGAUGGCACGCGAAGCUGUGAAGAACAUGGAAGUGGAGGACGAGAAGGAGGAGGUAAAUGUUGCAGUAGCCGAGGGCGGCACCACGGCUCUCGGUGCCAACACUGGUCUGCCGUCUCCUGUGCCGACUACACUCCUGACGCCCUCGGGCCUUGUGCAUCAAUGGGACCACGUGGACGACGGUGUUCACCCACACCAACACCACAACAAGGAGCAAUCUUGAAUUGUGAACGAGGGGAUCACGAAGGACAAGUGAGAUGAAGCACAGAUUCAACGGUGAGAGAGGUCCAUUUGCAGCCGCGUACGUGGCCAAGUGCGAGCAAUGUGCGUACAGUAACGUUACAGUCGUAAAUACACUGCGUGUGGAUCAGGAGAGGUCCAUUGGAAUUGUGCCCAGGCAUCUUGAUUACUAAAAAUCUGAGCCCGUGAACGUUUCCCUCGCCGAGGACCAUUCGCUUCGAAGUUUGGCUUGGUUCGUCAUUAGGUG